Messenger RNA from Phragmites australis (common reed), 1407 nucleotides. RefSeq names its product F-box protein SKIP23-like. Lineage: Eukaryota; Viridiplantae; Streptophyta; Magnoliopsida; Poales; Poaceae. The transcript has a single exon. Gene Ontology annotation, molecular function: protein binding. The record is from RefSeq and is a predicted model, not a curated record. The coding region runs from base 1 to 1407 and encodes 468 amino acids.
AUGGGGUCGGCGUCAGUGGAACUGCCAGAGGACGUCCUGAUGCUCAUCCUCGCCGCCCUUGAGGUUCCUGACCUCGUCCGAGCUGGCUCCGUCUGCUCGUCUUGGCACGGCGCCUACACAAGCCUCCGCGACCUCGGGCUUUGCAAGCAACAGCAGACACCGUGCCUCCUGUACACUGCUAAAUCUGCCGGUGCCGGUGCCGCAGGUCUCUACAGCCUCGCCGAGAAGAAACCAUACACAUUAGCUCUCCCAGACCCACCGAUCCGUAGCAGGUAUCUGAUCGGCUCAGCCUACGGAUGGAUUAUUACCGUCGAUGACAGGUCGGAGCUUCACCUCGUCAACCCAAUCACGGGCGACCAGAUCGCUCUGCCGUCGAUCACCACCAUUGAGCAUGUGACGCCCACAUACGAUGACAAUGGCGCCGUUAAGGAGUACUACUCAUGGGCCGCUAUGCAGGACGAGUCUGAAGACCCGCCCUCAGUCUUCGGCCUCAGCAAGCUGAGGGACUACUUCUUCACGAAGGCUUUUCUGUCAUCUGAUCCGUCCACGGGGAGCUACAUUGUUGUUGUCAUCCAUAACCCACGCUGGCAGAUUUCAUUUGCGAGAGGUGGGGAUGAUUGCUGGACUUGGUUGCCGCCGUAUGAAUUCUUUGCAGAUUGCGUCUUCAAGGAUGGCCUGCUGUAUGCGCUGACUAAUUUUGGAGGAAUCCAUGCAUUUGAUUUCAGCGGCCCUGCAGUAAAGCAAAAGGUUAUUUUGGAGACCGUGAAGGAUUACAUCUUUGAGAAUAUGUACAUCGCUGAAGCUCCAUGUGGUGACCUGCUGCAAAUUUGGGGGGACUACCACUCUAUAGAUCAGGUUAAAGAUGUUUCACAACCUGAGUUAAACCCACUAGAGGAAGAUGACGACUUCUCAGAACCUGAAUUUGACUGUGGGACAUUUUUGCACUGUUCCACUCUGUUUAAAGUGUAUAGAGUGGACUUGACAGCAAAAAACCUUGUGGAAAUAAGUAGCUUGGGUGAGAAUGUGUUGUUUCUUGGGCAGAACCAAUCAUUUUGUCUGCGUGCUGAAGAACAUCCCCAGUUGAAGGCAAAUCAUGUCUACUUCACUGAUAAUGACGAGUACAUGCCUUUCGGACGUAAGAAUAUCAGCCGUGAUAUUGGAGUUCUCGACUUAGGUAAUAACACUAGAGAGAAGAUUGUAUCCCCUCAGAUUUGGUCCAACUGGCCAAGCCCUGUGUGGAUGACUCCAAACCCGAGAAAGAUGGAUUCAGCCAGUGGCAGAUCCACCGGGGGGACAGCCGGGGCUCAAGCGCCCCCUGCCGGCUGCCGGCGCCUUGUUUUUCGGCAUGGAUGGAGUGUGGCCUUUUUGUUUCUAUUGUUUUCUCUUUUUGUGUCAUGGUUUAUCUAA